Molecule: messenger RNA, 7811 nt
Organism: Chlamydomonas reinhardtii
Lineage: Eukaryota; Viridiplantae; Chlorophyta; Chlorophyceae; Chlamydomonadales; Chlamydomonadaceae
Exons: 32
Coding region: 197-6409 (2070 amino acids)
Cellular component (GO): trans-Golgi network
Source: RefSeq, a predicted model, not a curated record
AUUCGGCAGCAGAUGGCUGUUAGAUAGGCCUGCUUCUAUGCAGGCUGUGGAGAGCCUUCAGUUCCAUUUCGUUUUAGUAUUUCCUUCGCUCAUAGCUUAGUUUCGCUAUGCAAAACAACAUGCAAAUAGCACAAGCUAACUGACACAUCACAUUUGACGAAAGGAGUUGCUCCGAGAACCAACACUUGCGGAACAAAUGGCGGGGCGCACGAUAGAGCAGGGCGUCAGCCUGCUGACCGCUGCGGAGAUUCGAGUGGCGGUGCUGCCGGUGGGGCCGGUGCCGCGAGACGUGAUGGACGAGUACAUGGAGCUCAUCAACAAGUAUCAUCACGUCUCACUCUCGGCAACCAGGUCCUUCUAUCGCGAGGCGGGCGCGGGCGGCCCGGGGGGCGCGGCCGCCGGCGCGGGCGGCAACACGCCCUUCGCCUACCUGGACUGGAGCACAGCCGUCAUGCACCUGCGCUUCCUGCAGGCCGAGGACGCUCGGCGGCGCACGCGGCUGCCCGACCUGCACCCGGGGCGUCAGGUGCUGGCGCUGCUGGGCGUGGUGUACGGCCCCAUGUGCGCGGGCGUGCAGCAGGCAUACGAUGACUUCAAGAAGGUCUGCAGGUCCUACCCCGAGGCCUUCGUGUCCCGCUGCUUCUUCUUCGAGCCCGCGGAGGAGCACCUGCGCCAGGAGCGGGCGUGUGCGGGGCCGCAGCAGCCGCUCACAGACCUCGUCAUGUUCCCGCCGGGCGGACCCAGCCACCUGGAGCAGCACCUGGAGGUGUGGAUGUCGGACCUGGCGGCGGCGCUGCUGAGCCAGUUCGAGCUGUGGAUGCGCACCGCCAGCCCCGCAGUCAUGAAGCUGACGGGCUACGCCGACUCGGCCGAGUUCACGGGCUCCAGCGCCGUGCUGGACGAGGUGCAGAAGCGGCUGCUGGUGGGGCUGCCCUCGCUGGGUGAGGGCGAGGCGCGCGAGCGGCAGCGCUGGGGCCGGCUGGCCAAGAUGAAGGGCGACAUGUGCCUGCUGUGCGGCUCGCCGAGGGACGCCGCGGAGCACUACAAGGAGGUGGCGGAGGUGGCCAAGGCCUGCGGCGACUGGGUCUGGUACGGAGCUGCCAUGGAGGGCCUGGCGACUGCGCGAUUCCAUGAGGUCGUUCUCGGCGGCGGCGGCGGCGGCGCGGCGGCGGCGGACGGCGGCGCGGGGGGAGGCCGCGGCAAGUCGUUCUCGGGAGCGCGAGGACGCGGCGGCGGCGGCGGCAGUGGCACAGCAGGCUUCAUGACCCCGGCCCGCUGGGACGCGGUCCGGCGUGCCGGCGUGGAGUCCUACGUGCGCGAGUGCUUUGCUGAGGCUCGCGCCGCCUACAAGAAGCGCGGCGGCUGUGCGCCCCUGGCGGCGGAGCAGGCGCUGAAGCUGGCGAGGCUGGUGGCGGGGCUGAGGGCGGGAGGCGGCGGCGGAGGCGGAGGCGGCGGCGGAGGUGCAGGCGGCGCGGUGUCGGCACGGAAAGAGGUUGUUGAGCUGAUGUCGGGUCUGACGGACCUGCUGCCGUCCGUCCCCUCGCUGGAGGACCGGCUGGUGGGGCAGGUGGAGUGCGCGCAGGUGCUGGGCAUGGUGGGCUGCCUUCGCAAGCGGCGGCUGCUGCUGUGGCACUGCCUGGAGCUGGCGCGGGCGGUGGGCGCCAUGGACCGCGGCGAUGUGCUGCGGCUGGCGCUCAGGGCGCUGGAGCCGCCAGACGACCCGCAGGCGCAGGACCCGGACGACCUGCCCAAGGUGCAUUGGAGCCUGCGGCGGCUGGGGCUGGGGCCGGCCGGCAGUAGCAGCGCCAACAGCGGCAGUGGCGGCAGUAGCAGCAGCACGGGCGGCUCGUGCGGCUGGGAGGCUGUCAACACCGUGGCACUGGAGGCGGCCCUGACGGCGGCCAAGCAGGCGCACGCGCCCGCAGAGGCCUGGGAGGCGGCCGCGGCGCUCCUGCGCGACCACCACACCGCGCUGGGUCCCGCCCACCAAGCAGCGCUAGCGGAAGCCCUGGCGGCCGCCUCCGCCGCCCUACCCGCCCGCCAGCGCCUGCGCCCUGGCGCCGGCCCGGGCCCGCUGGUGCAGCUGAAGCGGCUACUGCCUGCGGCGCCGCCGCUACAGCCCACGCCGCUGGGCCUCACAGCCGCGGGCGCGAUCGCUGUGGGUGGAGCCGGAGGCGGCGGCGGGCGCGGUCGCGGCGGCGGCGGUGGCGGCGGUCCGUUCAUUUUCAACCCGUAUGCGGCCAAACGCCAGGCUAAGCAGGACGAGGCGGCGGCGAUAGAGUGGACGUGCAACGACGAGGGCCGGGUGGAGGUGUAUCUCAUCAACCCCCUGUCCGUGCCGCUCAAGAUUGACAUGCUACAGCUGCACGUCAAGUACCUCGGCAGCGGCAGUAGCAGCAGCGGCAGUAGCAGCGGCGGCUCCAUGCAUGGCUCCUCAGCGGCGGCUGGGGCUGUAGCAGCAGCAGCAGCCGGCACUGGGAGCGGGCUCAACGCCGCGCCCCUCCCCGCUCCCGCAAGCCAGACCGGCGGCGGCAGUAGCACCACCACCACCACCGGCAGCAGCACCACCAACCACAACGGCGGCGGCGGCGCCUCUUUCGCUCGAACCUCCAACACCGCCUCUGGCGGCAGUAGCAAGGCUGCGUCCAGCUCUGGCACCGCGGCUCCUGGUGCAGCUACAGCCGGCGGCGCGGCCUCGCAGCAGCACUUCCGAACGCCGGCUCUGACACUGGUGCUGGCGCCCAACGGCCGGCCGCACCGGGUGGUGCUGUGUGGCAAGCCGCAGCAGCCCGGCAGCUACGCCAUCGAGGGGUGCCUGAUCACGGCGUGGGGAGUGACCUGGUCGGCGCCCUUCGCCGUGCCGCUGAAACGCAUGGUGUCAGGCGGUGCCCGCAUCCCCGCCGCCUCCUCCUCCGCCUCGCCUACGUCUGCGUCCGGAGUCGGCGGGGCUGCCACGGGCGCGGUUGCGGCGGCGGCUGCAGCCGCGGCGCCGGCGGGGCGGCAGCAGCUGCUGCCGCGUAACGCCAGCGCGGCGUGCCCGGGGUCGGCGGCGGCGGCGUGGGUGCCGGCGGGGCCCAUGGGCGUGCACGUGCUGCCGCCCCUGCCGCUGGUCAAGGCCAUUGUGCGGGCCAGCCCCGCCGGCGGCCCACUCGCCUCCGCGCCCUCCGCGCCGCCCACGCCGCAUGCAUCUGCAAGCGGCGGCGGCGGCGGCUCCCAGCCGGGUACGCCGCACGGCCAGGCGCAGCCCGCACAGCACACGGCGCAGCCGCCACAGCACGACGCCACCGUCGUGGCAGUGGCGCCGCGCGAGGACGACAUCCACGCCCAGCCGACCCACCACGGCGCCUUCGCCGAGGACCUGCAGCGCUCUCCCGCCGUGUCCGUGUUUGAGGGCCAGCGCCUGUCCUGGAGCCUCACGCUGCACAACCUGGGUGGGGGCGGAGCAGGUGGAGGAGGGGGAGGAGGGGGAGGAGGAGGCGGAGCAGGAGGAGCAGCAGCCGCAGGCGGCACAGGGGGCGGCGGCGGGCUGCCAGUGACAGCGAUGGCUGUGGUGGUCACAAACCACAAGGGCGCGCCGCUCAAGCCACUGCGGGGGGCGCCGCUGCCGGCGUCAUUCUUGGGUGUGCACUUGGAAGUGGACGACUCGGCAUUGCAGCCGCCGCAGCAGCAGCAGGCGGGCGGCGGCGGCGGCGUGCCGCCCACGCCCUCCUCAGCAGCCGUCACCUCCCCGCGCCCCGGCGGCCCAGCCUCGGCCGCCUCAGGGCCCCUGAGCCCGCUGAGCAACGUCAGCGGCGGCUGCGCGCUGCCGCUGCGGCCGGGCGGGGUGGUGACGCUGCCGCUGACGCUGGCUGUGGGUCAGGCGCCAAGAGGGACGUUCCGGGAGGUGUCGCUGGAGCUCACCAUCUACUACCUCCACAAACCCGCCACGCCGCCGCCCACCUCCUCCGACGACCCCGCCGCCUCCACCACGCCUGCCGCCGCUGCUGCUCCUGUCCUGGGCCGGCGCAUGAGCGUGACCCUGACGUUUGAGAUCCAGCCCUCGCUGGCCGUGGCCUCCACGUCCUUCCUGGAGCACUACGCGCCGCUGCGGUGCGGCCGCCGCCUGGAGCUGGACAGGCCGAUGGAUAUGCGGGACAUUGCGCAUUCGGUCGGGGCAGGCGGCGGCGGCGGCGCCGGCGAUUGCGGCAGCGAUUGGGCCGCUGACGGCGGCGCCGCAUCGCGCUGCGCCAGCCUCGCGGCGUUCGACGACGCAGGGCUGGUGCCGCGAUUGCGUGCCGCCAACGCCAGCGGUGUCGGCGGCGGCCGCAGCAGCUACAGCGGCGGCCCCUCCGCCGCCGCCGCCGCCACCGGGGGGUCGUCCUUCAUCCGCCGCGGCGGCGGCGGCGGCGGCGGUGGCACUGCUGGCGGCGCCGGCGGCGGCGUGAGCCACGCCGGCCACGGCCACGCCGCUAGCAGCGCGAGUGGCCUCAUGAGCGCUCGACUGGCUGGGCUGGAUUUGAGCGUGGGGGCGGCGGCCGCAGGCGGCGGAGGCGGCAUGGGUCUGAGCAGGGCCUUUUCGCGCCGGUCGGCGUUUGCCCUGCCUGGCGGCGGCGGCGGCGGCGGCGGCAGCGGCAGCACGGGGUGGCUGUGCCUGGACGACCCGCGGGAGGGGGCGGGCGGGGCGGCGAGGGCCACAUGGGGUGGCGCGGGUUUCGUGCCGCCGCCGCCCCUUGACGAUCCGCUCGGCUCGUUCGCGCGCUUGAGCGCCGGCGACGUGCCAGACCCGCGCGCGGCGCCCGGCGGCGGCAGCGGCGGCGGUGGGCGGCACCUGUCUGACGGCGGCGGCGCGGGCGGCGGCGGCGGUGGCGGGCGGCGGAGCGGCCCCGGCGGCGGCCUGGGCGAGGACGAGCCGUCACUGGUGUCGGCUGUGGUGAUGCCGCAGGGCCCUGAUGACGCGCUGGGCAGUGUGACCGACAGCGUACUGUGCGUGGCGCUGAGGAACACCAGCAACUACUACUUCAGAGCCUGGCUGGCACCCCUGGGCGAGGGCGGCGCACCGCCACUCCUGACGGCCGCCGCCGCCGCCGCCGCCGGCUGCCCCGUGGAGGUGCUGCAGCCGGGCGACACCGCCCGCCUCGCCGCCACCCUGCCCUCCGCCGCCCUCGCAGCCAUCAGCACCCUAGCAGCGGAGCCCGGCGCCUCGGACGGCGGCGGCGCCGGCGGCUCGCCGGCACGGCCGCCGCUGCUGGCGUCGCCGACCAUGCGCCUGCGCAGCGGUCGGGUGCAACUGACUGUGACGCCGCCGGGUGGCGGCGCCGCCGCGCCGCCGGCGGCGGAGGCCGCCGACGGCGAAGCCGGCGGCACCACCGCCGCCACUGACAGCGCCGCCGCCGCCGCCGCCGCCGCCGGCAGUGAGCUGACGGAGGAGCCGGACCGCAUGGCGGCGGCGGAGGCGCUGGCGGAGGGCUGGGUGGUGGUGUGGGAGCUGGUGACGGCUCUCAGCGAGGCGGCGGCGGGGCGGGCGCCGCCGCGGGGCGUGCUGCGGCUGUCGGCGGUGGACAUUGCGAGGAGUAUGUCCACCGCUGCGGUCAACACGCUGCAGCCGUCCACAGUGCACUUCCAGUUCCAGGCGCUGCCGGCACUGCCCGACGGCCUGACCUCGCACCCCCGACUCAAGGACCUCACGUACAGGCUGCAGGCGCUGGGCCUGGUGCCGCCGCACGCCGCCGGCUCCGUGUGGGGCUUGCGCGCGCAGCUGGGUGAGGUGCUGCGGGUGGAACUGCUCGCCACCAAUCGGGGCACGCGGCCGCACCACCUGCUGCUGUCGCUGGGGGCAGCCAACCUGUCGGCGAGCGCCGCCCUGCACCUGUACGACCACAACCACCACAACGGCCACUACCACAACGGCCACCACGGCCCAGCCGGGCAGGGGCAGGGGCACCCUGCCAACUACCACGGCCCGCUCGGCCAACCGCCGCAGCAACAGCAGCAGUACCAGCAGGGAAUGCCGCACCAGGCGAUGCCGUACAGCGACGGUUACGGCGGGUACGGUUACGGUGGCGGAAGCGGCGUAGGGCCGAUGGUGCCGCCGGCCCUUUCUGGUGGUGGCGGCGGUUGGUAUGGCAACGGUUAUGGUUACAAUGUCGCCAUGGCGGCGCAGCCAGUGACGCCGGAGCCCGGCAUUGACCCGGGAGUGGCGAUGGUGGGCGCCGUACGGAACGUGCACGUGGUGCUGCAGCCGCGCAGCACGGUACGGCAGGAGCUGGCGCUUAUGUUCGUACAGCCGGGGCUUUACCAGCUGUACGUGUACGACGUGGCUGUCGUACCAGAGGGCGCGGACGCGGGACUGUGGGCGGGUCGGCCGGGGCAGGCGCCGCAGCCGCAGCGUGUGUACGCCUCGGUGGACCGCCUACACGUGCUGUGCCUGUAGGCUGUAGCAGCUGUAGUGGCUGUAGCGCCACCAGCCACCGUGCCUGUGGCGCCAGCCCGUGUCAUGUCAGCGCGUGCCGCCACCAUGUGUGUGUCUAUGCUCUCUGGUAAUUUGGCCUGCCGUGUGCAUGGGCGGCUGUGGGGCGUUGAUGUGGGUGGGUAUUGCAUGCGGCGGUGAGGCUGUGGGGGGCUGCGGCUUGGCUUUGACUUGCUGUGCGCAGCACUUGGGACGGGUCACACGGGUCACACGGGUGGAAGUCAGCCACAAGGGGGGAGGGCUGCCCUCCGCUCCCAGGGCUGUCAGUGUGGUGCCGCAUACUAGAGCGCCGUGGAACACAUACUUGCCCUGUCCUGCGCUCUGGGGAUGAGGUUGCAUGGAACUACGGAGACGCAGGGCCCAUGUUUGGCAGUGUGACGGACGAUUUGGAAGUCGAUCGCUUGAAGCCGUGUACAGUGGACAUCCAGGGCUCUCCCACGCCGACUUAAUCACGUACAGCUGCGAACACGUAUCACAACGACACGAGGCGUCGUCGAGGUCAAGUACGAGGAUAGCUACUUCGCCCGGUGUGUUGGCCAGGGGAUUGGCCAGUAUUGGCCGGUGAACCUGGUAACGGACCGCCUGUAGGAGCAGUAAACCUAGGAUGGCAACAGAGGACAGUGACCAGGUUCGGGGCGGAGGCGGCGCUGCCCGGCGGCACGCAGCAGCAGCUGGCGGCGAAGAGUCGCAGCCUGCAUUGCGGGCCUGCGGCCCGCCGCGGACUGAAGCAGGACAGUCCGGUGUUCUACAGCGGAACUGGCUUCCACAAACUGUGCGGCGGGAGCACCGUCAUUGAGAAGGUGCCCAGCCGCCCGGACAAGCCGCCCGGACAAGCCAUCACAGGUUGCGACCACUGCGGGCGCCCGUUCGUUUUCAGCAUUGCGCUGAACGGGCUGAAGGUGGUGGAGGAGGAGGAGGUGGAGGUGGAGGAGCAGUGACGGCACUGGCUGAGCUGAUGGCGCUGGUGUGGUGUAGGCCUCGCUAGCGGUCCACGCGGCCGGAUGUGUUUGCCUGUUUGGUGAGGUGGUGACCAUUGGGCAAGGGUGGCGGGGUACUGAUGUGGGGGGAUGUGCGGCGUGCGUGGGUGGCGUGGAUUGUGUGGGGGCGAUUUAAGAGGCUCGGGAACAAGCAAGCUGCAAGGGUGAGGGCGAGGGGUCCUGCCAGGGGAGGCCCUCCCCUGGGCCCUGCGUUCUUGCGUCGCAGUGUCAAACAUCAGGGGGCGCCUGCAGGGAUGACGCGCCGGUGCCUGCAGUAUGAUCCAGACCACCUAUGAUUUUGGGAGCAACGCGUCCUCGAUAACGUUGUGCAAGGGUGCAGCAGCGUCGAACGACUCCGACGGGGGUCACGGAUGUAACGAACGUUCACU